Messenger RNA from Hypanus sabinus (Atlantic stingray), 3017 nucleotides. RefSeq names its product paired mesoderm homeobox protein 2-like. Lineage: Eukaryota; Metazoa; Chordata; Chondrichthyes; Myliobatiformes; Dasyatidae. Bases 433 to 1152 code for a protein of 239 amino acids. Gene Ontology annotation, biological process: regulation of DNA-templated transcription. The record is from RefSeq and is a predicted model, not a curated record. Gene Ontology annotation, molecular function: DNA-binding transcription factor activity, RNA polymerase II-specific; DNA binding. The transcript is spliced from 4 exons.
UUCGAGGUUUGAUGACGCCCAGCUUUAGGAUGUUUUCAAAUGAUGUUUUUGAGCCUUUUGGGCGGAAUUUGAAAGUCAAAAGGGAGUGUGGCAGUGUGUUGGAGAGGGGGAGGAGGUGGAGACUGUACGGUUAGACCCGGGCUGAGUCACGGCAGAGGUUAAAGUGGGCGGCUGUCCCGAUGCUUUUUCCCUCUCUCUCUGUGAGUUGUGUAAGAGUCCCGGGGGGGAGAGAGUGGGCUGGGAGGCAGGAACUGGCAAAACCUUGAAAGGCUUCUUUUCGUAUUCGUCAGCAAGAAGUGGCGUGUGUUUUACAGCAAGACAAAAGUUGUCAGAAGUUGUGAAAAGUUUUGAGGGGUGGGGGUGAUCCCUGGUGCCCACGGGACUGGAGGAGGGGGAGAAUGGUUGGGGUGAGGAGAGGGGACUGCUAAGCUCAUGGAAAAGGCAAGCAUUCCGCGUUCGGCUGCGCUGGACACGCCGGACGCUGUUCAGAACAGAAAGAGUUUCUCGGUCAGUCAUCUGCUCGACCUGGAGGAGGCAGCCGACGUGAACGGUGAGAUGGAGCCGGCCAGAGGAGCGAGAGAGGUCAGCAGGAGAACGAAGGAUCAGGCUGGUCUCGGCGACAGCGAAGGAGGGGAGGCGGCUCGGCAGAAUGUGGUGAGACGCAUUCUGAACACCGAUCUCCAGAAGGAGCGGAAGAAGCAGAGGAGGAACCGGACCACGUUUAACAGCUCACAGCUACAGGCGCUGGAGAGGGUGUUUGAGAGGACUCAUUAUCCUGACGCAUUUGUCCGGGAGGAGCUGGCCAGAAGAGUCAAUCUGAGUGAGGCGAGAGUGCAGGUUUGGUUCCAGAAUCGGAGAGCAAAGUUUCGAAGGAAUGAGCGAGCCUCCUUGGCCAGCAGAACAGUCUCCCUCCUCAAAUCCUACGGCACAGAAGCAGCCGUGGAGCAACCCGUGGCCCCUCGGCAAGUCUCCCUCAGCGCCGAGUUCCUUUCGUGGUCAGCAAACCCAUCCUACAGCCCGGUGUCAUCUUACAACUCGAACAUGUCGAGCACCAGCAGCCCCGGAGCGUCGAUGGCAACCAGCAUAGCCAACCUGCGGAUGAAGGCCAAGGAAUUCAGCCUCCAGUGCAGCCACGUAACUCCCAUCAACUGAUCCGGGCUGGCCUGGGGUGGAGCGGAGGGGCUCAGGACAUUGUGCUGCGGAUACAGUCGGCGUGCUCAGCGUGCGCCCUCAUCCGGGAUUACGCGCUUGGUACAUUCUGGGACAACCUGCCCGGGAUAAGCGGCCUGGGACGUGCUUACACCAGACAAUUGCUGUUUGGGGCUCAGCAGCCCUGGAUAAUGUCAGACUCUGGGGCAGUGAGUUGGAGAGUGGCCUGCUGACCCAAGCUCAUGUGGUGGAGAUGCACUCUGACCCACAGCAACGUGCUCGGGACAAUACGUCGGAGUACCCGGAGUCUCUUGCUACUCCUUCGCGGACUGGUACGUGUAGCACCAUCUCCUUGGACGCCCUGUGCUGGUCGUUGUGAGCAGCGUGUCAUGAAACAAUUGCAGAUGUCACUUUGAACACUUCCCAGUAUGGUUUAACUUGUUUCUUCGGGCUGCGUGUCGAUUGGCUGCCGAGCCCUUCCUUCCAUACCUUCUCAUUUCCCCAUUCCCCAGAGCGGAGUCCAAUCCAUUCCUCCUUCACUUUGCAUCCCAAUAAAUAAGGUGCACUCUUACCAACAUGGGGUGACAUUCACUGACAGUUCGAGCAGGGCUUCCCACUCUAACCUUGGUCCGUGGUUUUGAAAAGGUUGGGAACCUCUGGUCCAAAGGCAGCGAGUGGGAAUUGGUGUGACUUUCACCUGCAUGCCUUCUCACCAGGGUUGGGUUCCUCGGGCACCGGUUGUCACUGGGUGCUGGCACCUGUGGUUCCUCGGGCUUCUCGUGAGCCCAAGGAGAGCGCGAUGGUACAGCUGGUAGAGGUGAGCCCCAGGGACAAAAGGCAAUAUCGCCCACAGUGUCUGUGCCCAGCACAGCGCCACCAUAAGCUCUCUGCCCGCCUGUGAUCCCUCCAGUCCCUGCAGAGUCCCAAGUCUAACUAAAAGCCUCUGAAAUGUCACGUUGAUAUCUGCUUCCAUCACUACGCUGGGCAGCCCAUUCCAACCACCCUCUAUGUACUUACACCCCCACCACACACACACACACACAUACCCCCUUUAAACCUUCAAUGCAAGCUCUCCAGUACUUGACAUUUCUAUCCUGGGGGAAAGAUCCUCACCUCCUGCUGUUGUCUGGAGUGGGGCUUGCACAUUCUCCCUUUAAUUGCGUGAAUACUCCCAUGCCCCCAAAAUCCUGUGGAGUAAUUAGUUACUGUACGGUGCCCCCAGUGUGUGAGGGAGUAAUACAUUUUGGGGAGAAUCAAGAGCCACAUGGUGAGAGGCAAAUGUGUUUUAAAGUAUAACUGAGGGAAAUGGAUGCUUGACGGUUGGAAUGGAUUCGAUGGGCUGAAGAGCCUGAUUCCAGGCUGUAUAACUCUACUACAUUGAGAAUAGAGAGAGAAGAUAACAACAGACCCCUGUCAGAAACUUUCAUCCUCUCUGAUACUCAGGCCAAAUAUUUUAUAUCUGUCAUCUUUGGAUAGGGACUCAGUUGCCAGAGAAAACAUUAUAAAGUUUAUUAAAAUUUCUGAUAACUUUCUUUUUGAUCCGUCGCCAUGUGAAACCGGGGGAUUGGGGUGGGGGGCAGGGAGUGAAAUUAUUUCCCAGAACAGUCAAAUUCAAAUGCCUCACAACCACACAGACGUUACAACAAUUGAAAUCGAUCCCACAGGUGUUUUGUGACUGGGGGGUGUCAAAGUUCAUCACAAAAUUGAAUUACUUUGCACGAUAAUAAAAAAAACAUUGGGACGAAGUGUGCAGCAAGGAUGAUACUUGUACAAAGUGUUAUUUUGCAUUGAAUUUAUGCAUGUGAUGUUUAAUUGUUUCACCUAAAAACAAAUUAGUUGAAUAAAUAAUGUUUAAAUAUUAUCUUGAA